AGCUCCCCAAGGCAGUCAAGCUCCGCGCGGCCAACGAGUAACCCAGACCCUUCUUCCAGCUACCCCAUCAUCCGUCCCUUCUCUUUCUUCCCUUCUCCUCAUUACUUGACUACCGAAACCAAAAAUGGAGGUUCUACUGGGUAUCACUGGCAAGGACUUUGUCCUUCUGGCGGCGUCUAAGGCCACCAUGAGGGGCCCUACUAUCAUCAAGGCCGAGGACGACAAGACACGACAGCUGAGCAAGAAUACCCUUAUGGCUUUCUCGGGAGAGGCAGGAGACACCGUACAAUUUGCGGAAUACAUCCAAGCCAACAUCUCGCUUUAUACGAUGCGAAACGGUACCGAACUGGGCCCGAAUGCAGUGGCCAACUUUGUCCGAGGAGAACUGGCACAGAGCUUGCGAUCGCGCAGUCCUUACACCGUCAACCUGUUGCUGGCUGGCGUGGACUCUAUCUCCCAAAAGCCUUCCCUAUUCUGGAUCGACUACCUGGCCUCGUUGGCGCCCGUUCCAUACGCGGCUCACGGAUACGCCCAAUACUACUGCUUGUCGACCCUCGAUAAACAUCACCAUCCCGAUAUCACGCUCGAACAAGGCCUCAAACUCCUAGAGAUGUGCACGGACGAGCUGAAGCGCAGAUUACCGAUCGACUACAAGGGAGUCCUAGUCAAGGUCGUAACCAAGGAUGGCGUGAGGGAGCUGGACUUUGAUAAUGACAGGAUCGUCAAGAGUGCUUAAUGCGGUGUUGUAUCAUACCAAUAUCAUCAUGUCUUUUGUUUUCGGCUUUACGGGACCUGGUUUUCUUUAACAUUUUCUUCUUCUCUUCCUUAUCCUCCAAGAACGUGUGCAUGUCAAGAAAUCAAUUUUAUGAAUUAGAACUCG
Messenger RNA from Aspergillus melleus, 880 nucleotides. RefSeq names its product proteasome core particle subunit beta 4 (gene pre1). Gene Ontology annotation, biological process: proteasomal protein catabolic process. Gene Ontology annotation, cellular component: nucleus; proteasome core complex; cytosol. Lineage: Eukaryota; Fungi; Ascomycota; Eurotiomycetes; Eurotiales; Aspergillaceae. Gene Ontology annotation, molecular function: peptidase activity. The record is from RefSeq and is a predicted model, not a curated record. Bases 125 to 736 code for a protein of 203 amino acids. The transcript has 5 exons.